AUGGUAGGGCCAGUCCACUACGGGGGCCAAGGCCUGCAUCGGACAGGGGCCACCUGGCCUUUCCAGUUACUUGAGUUUGGAGCCAGAGUGAAAGACCAUGAAGCAAACAGCUCAGGAAAUUCCAUGGUUGACUUGCCUUGGGUGCAAGCUCUGUGGGGAGCUGGAGCUUCGUGUGGUACUGGACGCCAGUUUGGGUCGCGACUAAAUGGCUUGAAAAUGGAAGACACAAAACUGAGAGAUUUUUCAGCACUAAGUUUAGGGAGUCUGUCCCCUCUAGUGACUGAAUUUACUAACAACUUCAUUUCUAAAUCUGCUCACCUGUCCCAUUGUCUCCCAACCUGUGUGCCUUUUUUGGCAAAAAGAAAACAUACUAACUGCCGGCCCAGCCAGCGCCUGCGAUGGAGUAGCAAAGAGCUCCUGUUGCAACCCGUGACCAUUGGCAGGAAUGAGAAGGACAAGGUUCUGAUUGAGGGAUCCAUCAACUCUGUCCGGGUCAGCAUCACUGUGAAACAGGCUGAUGAGACUGAGAAGAUUUUAUGCCACAAAUUCAUGCGUUUCAUGAUGAUGAGAACAGAGAACUUCUUUAUCCUUCGAAGGAAACAAGUGGAGGGGUAUGAUAUCAGUUUUCUGAUCACCAACUUCCACACAGAGCAGAUGUACAAACACAAGUUGGUGGAUUUUGUGAUCCACUUCAUGGAGGAGAUUGACAAGGAGAUCAUUGAGAUGAAGCUGUCGGUCAAUGCCAGGGCGCGCAUCGUGGCUGAGGAGUUCCUCAAGAAUUUCUAAACCAUCUGGCCGGAUCUCGUGGCCUUCCCCCUCUGCCUUCCCUGUGUCUCUGCGAAGGUGUCCUGGAACUGUUUCUCGGAGUGACAGCAGCAGAAGCAGGGAGCUGGAUUGGGGUGGGCACCAGAUAUGGGAGGAGGGUGGUAUGCUUGCUAGCUGGGCAAGAAAGCAGCAGUGGGCAGU
Molecule: messenger RNA, 966 nt
Organism: Elephantulus edwardii (Cape elephant shrew)
Lineage: Eukaryota; Metazoa; Chordata; Mammalia; Macroscelidea; Macroscelididae
Product: actin-related protein 2/3 complex subunit 4-like
Exons: 2
Coding region: 1-786 (261 amino acids)
Biological process (GO): Arp2/3 complex-mediated actin nucleation; actin filament polymerization
Cellular component (GO): Arp2/3 protein complex; actin cytoskeleton
Molecular function (GO): actin filament binding
Source: RefSeq, a predicted model, not a curated record